GCUUCUGCUCCACGACGUGACCAUGGCCGGGCUGCAGGAGCUGCGAUUCCCCGAGGAGAAGCCGCUGCUCCGGGGCCAGGACGCCGCGGAGCUGGAGAACUCCGACACCUUCCUCUUGGCUGUGGACACAGACUGGAAGGAACACGACAUCGAGACGCCCUAUGGCCUUCUGCACGUGGUGAUCCGGGGCUCCCCCAAGGGGAACCGCCCGGCCAUCCUCACCUACCAUGACGUGGGUCUCAACCACAAGCUCUGCUUCAACACCUUCUUCAACUUCGAGGACAUGCAGGAGAUCACGAAGCACUUCGUGGUGUGCCAUGUGGACGCCCCCGGUCAGCAGGUGGGGGCGUCGCAGUUUCCUCAGGGGUACCAGUUCCCCUCCCUGGAGCAGCUGGCUGCCAUGCUCCCCAGCGUAGUGCAGCACUUCGGGUUCAAGUACGUGAUUGGCAUUGGUGUGGGAGCCGGAGCCUAUGUGCUGGCCAAGUUUGCACUCAUCUUCCCCGACCUGGUGGAGGGGUUGGUGCUGAUGAAUAUUGACCCCAACGGCAAAGGCUGGAUCGACUGGGCGGCCACCAAGCUCUCUGGCCUGACCAGCACUUUACCUGACACGGUGCUAUCCCACCUCUUCAGCCAGGAGGAGCUGGUGAACAACACGGAGCUGGUGCAGAGCUACCGGCAGCAGAUCGGGAACGUGGUGAACCAGGCCAACCUGCAGCUCUUCUGGAACAUGUACAACAGCCGCAGAGACCUGGACAUUAACCGGCCCGGAACGGUGCCCAACGCCAAGACCCUCCGCUGCCCCGUGAUGCUCGUUGUAGGGGAUAAUGCGCCUGCUGAGGAUGGCGUGGUUGAGUGCAACUCCAAACUGGACCCCACCACCACGACCUUCCUGAAGAUGGCAGAUUCCGGGGGUCUCCCCCAGGUCACACAGCCGGGGAAGCUGACCGAAGCCUUCAAAUACUUCCUGCAAGGCAUGGGCUACAUGCCCUCGGCCAGCAUGACCCGUCUCGCCCGCUCUCGCACCGCAUCACUCACCAGUGCCAGCUCGGUGGACGGCAGCCGCCCGCAGGCCUGCACCCACUCGGAGAGCAGCGAGGGGCUGGGCCAGGUCAACCACACCAUGGAGGUGUCCUGUUGAAGCCCUUGGUCCCCUGAAGACACCCACGUGCCCCCACCCGCAUUGAUGUCCCACUGCCAUCCUCGCACUGGCUCCCUUUCCCUCUUAUUUUUGUGACGGUGAAGGGGAGGAUAUGGGGUUACUUCUCUUUUGUUUAAAAAGAUGAGGGGGUCCAUCUUAGAUCUGCAGCAGCACAGCCUCCAGAUGGUUUGAGGGGCUCAAUCUUCUCCACCCCCACCUCACUCACCUUGUGAACCUGGCUAACUUCGACCCCUCUCUUCCAACUCCCCGCUACCCAGGCACAGUCAGGGCGGGGUCCAGGGUGGAAGGGGAUCAGCUAAGGCAAGACUGAGUCUUUCUCAGGCCAGGAUCCAGGAUAAUAUUCUGGAUUAAACAAAGAGCAUGGGAUGACCCGCUAGGACAAGCACAUUUGAAGAUGGCAUAGGGUUUUGAGGUGGUGGCUGCUGGGACAGCAGGAACAUGGGGUCCAGCUCAGGCAUUGACAUGAGAAUCGGGAGUCAGCAGCAGGGAGCAUUUGAAGGUGAGGACCCCCGGAGCUCUGCAGGCCCCUUCCCCCUACACCAGCCCCUCUACUGAGCACAUCUGUUUGUCUGUGGCACAUGUGACAAUCAUCUGAACAGUAUCCACAAAGACGCGCUCUCACAGGCAGCUGUUAGUUGGUGCUCUCUGGCAGGCCUUGUGCUGUAGGGACAGGCAGACAGGGGCUGGAGGGGGUUUCUCUGUCAACACAGAGGACUCCGAGGGCAGAAACCCCACAGACUGUCUCUUCCAGCCCCCACACUCCACCACCUUGGCCUGUCCCAUUUCUGAGCCAAGGCCCUGAGGCAGAAAAUCUCUUGGUCCUCCAUCUCCAUAGGACCUGACUUGGGGGCUGAGGUUAAAGACUGGGAUAGCCAGUGAGAAUUGAGUGCCCAGGACUGUGCCAUAUACUUCUCUUCCACCACCUUAUCAGGUAGACUCUCCUGGCCCAGAAACCAGAAGCCAUUUGUCUCGGAGCCUAAAUCAAUUGCCACAAACCCCAAAAUGAGUAAAGGGAGAGGGGAGAGAGCUAUGAGAAAUAUAGGGCUGGGGUGGCGGGGUGGAGGCUCUGAAGCUGAGAGGACACCUGCAUCCACAUUUCCUCUGCACAUAUCACCCCUUCUAUAAUCUUAAGCCAUUACUAGACUGCUCUAGAGCCUGGUGGAGUGUUAGUCUGUCCCCAGUUCUAUUCACUCACGUGCUUCCUUUGAAUAUCAAAUGUGACUGAAAAGCUGGUAGAAUUAAUCCCUCUUACUGUAGAUAGUGCUGCAAGUCUUGGAUUUUUUUUUUUUUUUUGCUGUGUUCUUUCAGAUGAGAUAUCUAUAAAUAUCUAUACAUUAUAUAUAUGUAUAUUGGGUCCUGCGUGUGGUUUUACAUUGGAGGUUAUCUCUGGCCAAAGUGAUUACUUUUAAUGGAGUUUAUUAUUUUCCUGUCUGUACAGAGUGAAGAGACUAAUUUUGUGUAUUCUAGUGGCUAAUGUCAUGAGACUUGGAAGUGACAAAAUGUAAAACAAAAACCCUUGUCAACGUAGAAAGAGUUAACUGUGCUGAAUAAUAAAGAAACUAAGAAGAAUUCAAGUGAU
Messenger RNA from Pteropus alecto (black flying fox), 2738 nucleotides. RefSeq names its product NDRG family member 4 (gene NDRG4). Gene Ontology annotation, biological process: brain development; signal transduction; positive regulation of ERK1 and ERK2 cascade. The coding region runs from base 23 to 1138 and encodes 371 amino acids. Gene Ontology annotation, cellular component: cytoplasm. Lineage: Eukaryota; Metazoa; Chordata; Mammalia; Chiroptera; Pteropodidae. The transcript has 15 exons. The record is from RefSeq and is a predicted model, not a curated record.